Messenger RNA from Pygocentrus nattereri (red-bellied piranha), 2503 nucleotides. It is a transcript of the gene herpud1, whose product is annotated as homocysteine-inducible, endoplasmic reticulum stress-inducible, ubiquitin-like domain member 1. The record is from RefSeq and is a predicted model, not a curated record. Lineage: Eukaryota; Metazoa; Chordata; Actinopteri; Characiformes; Serrasalmidae. Gene Ontology annotation, cellular component: endoplasmic reticulum membrane. Gene Ontology annotation, biological process: endoplasmic reticulum calcium ion homeostasis; negative regulation of endoplasmic reticulum stress-induced intrinsic apoptotic signaling pathway; endoplasmic reticulum unfolded protein response. Gene Ontology annotation, molecular function: transmembrane transporter binding. The transcript is spliced from 8 exons. Bases 190 to 1461 code for a protein of 423 amino acids.
ACAACACGCCCGGAAUAUUUCAGCACUAAACCGGAGCUGCUGCGCUUCCGCUUCUGUCGCCAGGCGAGGGUCUGUCGCUCUCACACAAAGCUGCUCUUUAACUCCGGCUGGGGAUUUUAUUGUCGCGCUUUUGGACGUGUUCUGCGAACGCCGUACAUUUUUACGUAAGCUAGCGCAGAGACAGAGAACAUGGAAGACUGCAACGUCUCGGAGGAAAAGGGGCCGAUUUCUCUUGUGAUAAAGACGCCCAGCCAGGUUCAUGGCGAUCAGUUGAUCGAGGGUGUAAACGUCAGCUGGACGGUGAAGGAUCUGAAAGCGUAUCUGGCAGAUGUCUAUCCGUCCAGACCGGCUGAGAAAGACCAGAGACUUAUCUAUUCAGGCAAACUGCUUCCAGACCACGUUCAUAUCAGAGAUGUUUUCAGGAAGACGGACACCGUACCCAUUAUUCACCUUGUGUGUGCUUUCAAACCCCAGCCUGGUUCUCAGCAGGGAGCCAGACCCAAGGUCAAAUCAGCAGAGCAACAGCCUUCUUCAGAUCCGGCUCGGCAGAGCACAGACCCCACCACUCCAGCACCAUCUGUGCCUACUGUGUCCUCCACCAGCGGCCUCAGACAGCGGGGUCACCCUGCCCCUGCUGUGCCCAGUGCUGAAUGGCCUGCCACAGGCGCUGGCACGAGCACAUCCGCCAGACCAGCAGCUAUGAACCAUCCAGCCUUCCCUACCUACUCACUCUACAGUCCACAGCAACUAUUGUGGCUGCAACAUAUGUAUGCUCGCCAGUACUACAUGCAGUAUCAUGCUGCCAUGGCAGCUGCCGCCUCUACUUCUAUAGCCCCAACUGCUCCAACUGCUGCUUCAGUUCCUGUUGCUCCACAUCAGGCUGCUGUACCUGCAGCUCUACCCAAUCAGGGCCCAAUCAACAAUCUGCCUGCCAAUCAGAAUGCCCCAGACCCUGCUUUCAUCAACCCAGAAGGGGCUAAUCAGAAUCUGAGGAUGAAUGCUCAGGGCGGGCCUGUGAUGGAGGAUGAGGAAGACGUGGAACGCGACUGGCUUGACUGGGUGUACACCGCCUCCCGUUUUGCCGUGUUCCUGAGCAUCGUUUACUUCUAUUCCAACCUGAGUCGAUUCAUCCUGGUGAUGAGCAGCCUGAUUCUCAUGUACCUGCACACUGCAGGAUGGUUCCCAUUCAGACAGAGAGCUCAGGUCAGGGCUCCAAACCAGCCAGCACCAGAGGUCAUUCAGAAUCAGCAGAACCAGGACCAGGAUGGACAACCAGAGCCGGUGGCAGCCCCUACUGAAGCAGCAGUCGGAGAGGCAGAGGAAGAGGCUGAUGUUCAACCCUCUGUGACUGCAGUUCCUGUGUCUCCAGUUAGGCCUCCCAUUCUUUGGACAGCAUGGGUCUUCUUUAAAGCUUUCUUUGCCUCUCUAAUCCCUGAGGUUCCUCAGGGUGUGGUCAACUGAGUGCAGGAAAAGCUGAAAUCUACAUGUAGAUGGACGGAUAUGGCAAACCGUUACAUCCGCACUGAGGAAGCACCAACUCUGCCUCCUCUUGAUGGACAUUCUCAGUCUGCUUAGAGUGGAGCUUUUUUGAAGGAACUUUGUAAGCAUAAUGUGCGAUUCCUGGUGUAGUCUUUUAUUGUCAAGUGAAGCUCCAGAAUCGCUCAUUCAGCACUUUUGAGCAGUUUGGCACUGUGACCAAAAACCUAAUUUCUUCCUUUGGCCAAACGGUUGUGUAUAUAAUGUAAAUGAGUGCUGGAUACAGAUGUAAAUAUUUCUGUACAGUUUUGCACAGCACUUUAUAUCUCCAUGCUAGCAUUGGUCUCUCAGUCUGACUGUUAUACAGGGCUCAUGUCAUCAGCACUUCAUUUUCUCAGAGUGCUGUAAGAUGAGUGAUCCAGGGAUUAAACCCAGGAACAGACCACGGCUUAUCUCAUCAUGACUCAAGCAUGAUUGACAAUGAAGCUCAUUCAUCGUUUCUUUGUGUACAAAUGCCUUUUGUGGCUGAGGGCGCUCAUGGCUGGCACUUUCACAGUAUAAGUUUUCUUCUUUUUUUCUCCCGGAAUUAAUUACUUGCGAUUUCAUUUUCCACGGCUUAUUCUGUACCUUAGAGCUGAAAGGGACGUACACAAGUAAUGUGGAGAAGGUGAAUCAUACAGAUAUAAUAUGAAUAGCAUAGUAAGUGAAUCAUACAAAUAAAAUAUUAUGAGCAAAUGAAGCUGAUGUGGCUUCUGGAUCAAACGAAGUAGGGCAGACCUCGAUUUGAAUCCUCCAGCUUAUUUACCUAAGGCUACUGCCCACUGGCAUGUUAAAGAAGUGAGCAGGAACCCUGAAAGCAAAUGAGGCUCAGUACUUUGAUGAAACAAAUCAUAAAUGAAGGUUUUGAUCUGGUAUUUAUCAGUAUGUUUUUUCAUUUCAUUUUCCUUUCAAAAGGAAUCAGCUUGGCUAAUGCUAUUAAGAUAUGCUAUUUAACUUUGUACAAGGACGUGAAGUAAUAAACUCCUUU